GCUCAAUCAAAAUCACUUCCAAUGAAAUACUGAGCGGAGAGAGAACUCAUUUUGUAUUUCUGUAGUGUUCAUUGGAUCUCCAAAGGACUGAUGUGGAGUUAAGGUAAGGAUAUUCUUGUAUCAUGAGGAAAACCACUUGCUCAACUUGAUCGUCUUCGCGCGCGUAGAAUGUUUAAAAGCGGUGUAAGUUCAUGGUAUGGUAAUUUAUGUUGUAGUUCUUCUUUACUGUUGGAUUUUACUGUGGAGUUUUGUUUCAAAAUAAGUACAAGAUUGAGAAUGUGGCCAAGCCAACGGAACUUGGUGAAAAACUUUUAACGUAUGUACAGGAGUUACUAGAACAAAAAGGUGGACGGAAAUAGCUGCAUGUAACGUCUCACAGAUAUAUGUUUCUGCUGGAUGCAUAUUUGUACUUUCAGAAUGAAGAAAUUUAGUGCUGAACACUUCAUUCUGUUAUUUCUCUUAUUAUGUCCCUGCCGCAUGUUCAUUUUGCCGAAAAAUAUAGGAAAUAUAUCGUCAGAAAGUGCAUUUUUCAUUUCUAAUUGGCUACUCAGUGCUCAUAACUUUUCAGUUGUAUCCGAUCCACUUGUAGAUGAUGUUGAUUUAGAUGGGAAAGUUGAUGUUUAUUUUUCUACAGUAGAUGGUACACUUUAUGGUAUCAAAAAUGUUUUCAAAUGUAUCACAGAAAGAGCAUGUACCACAUAUCAUGGAAACUGGCCUAUAAUGCAUACCAGUGAAAUAUUCUUUUCACCUCCUCAUUCAGUUGACUUAUACGGGAAUGGUGAAAAGUUGAUCAUUUUUACUAGUCAUCAUGGGACAGUUUUUGUUUAUGAUCAUCUUGGCAAUACAAUAUCACAUUUUCAAAUCCCAGACAUUAUUCUUGAUCGAAAUGCUUUAUUCACUGAAAAUCUUGAUCAAAAUUUAAUGGAUUCCAUACGAUGGGCUUCUGUGGACGAUGAUGACAGGAAAAAGAAUCUUCGUUUACAUCCAUUGGUUUAUGGGACUCCUCAGCUGCUAACAACUAUUAUUAGUCCAUUAUCAGAGAAUAUAGAAGAUGCUAAUAAUUUCUUGUAUACAACUGAUCUCAUUCAUAUAGCGGUUAAUUUUAUCACUUAUCCAUAUGAUCCAAUAGCUAGGAAUGAAUCCACAUUGGGAGUGCUAGUAGCAACUGUAGUCAAUAUACCACGAUGUGCUUUACUGCAGCCCAGUUUACAGAUAAAUGAUGCCGAUUCUUGUCUACCGCAUUUUAAAGUGCUAGAAGUUGAUUGGUUAUCGUCUAAAAUGCCACCGUAUAUCUUUUCAUCGCCGACAAUCAGUGCUAAUCUAUUUGAAGAAACCCGUGUGAAAGAGUAUUACUCACAAAUUCAUAGUUAUUAUAGUUUUAUAACUACAUUCAGUGGAAAACUACACGUCGUUAAAUUAUCAGCAUUGAUUAAUGGAAAGGAGAAAAAGAAGAAUAAGAGGAAGAAGGGAGAAAGGAGUGCUGAUGUUAUUUCAAUUGCUUAUACUUUGCGUAUUACUCCAACAUCUUUCUCAUGUAUACCGUCACCGUGUCCAAGAGAUAAGACAAAUCAAAAUGUUGUAUUUCUCCAGUCAACUACUGGUGUACGUUCUUGUUGUCUUCUAUUGGAUAUUCACUCUUGUCUACGUCUUGUGCAUAUUUUACCAAUGAGAGCUUAUAAUCGUCAUCCACAGAUUUAUUGGACAUAUUGUCCCAUAGUGGCAUCAUCAUCAUCAUCAUCAUUAAAUGUCAGUCAUGAACAAGUCAGUCAGGUAACAGUUGUUCCCGGUUGUCAACAAAUGCAUACAUGUUCACCUUGGUCAGUGUAUACAACACCAGAUGGUUAUGCACAUGCUAUCGACAUAGAGACUGGACUACCAGCAUCAGGAUAUCCGAUUAACCUGUAUGCUGGAUUUCCUAAUGCUACAGAUCUAUCUACAAGUACAGGAUUAUUAUAUCAAAGAGAAGAUAUGACUUAUUGGAUGCUUUUUACCGAUGCCUAUUCAAAUUUGAUUCAUUUACGAUUACAUAAUCCAUUUGUGACGGUGUUCUACAAUGGCAUUACUACUACUACUACUAAUAAUUCCUCACAUCAGCAUAUGCCAGUUCAAUCGUCAUCAUCAUCAUCAUCAGGGACAUCAUCGUAUUUCACAAGACUGGUACCAUUCACAAUUUUAAAAUCAUCGAAAUCCCCUUCAUUUCUAUUAUUAUCACGUAAUGGUUUACAAGUAAUGACCAGCAAAUCUUUUCAACAUGCAUCUAUGCCAACUUCGUUGAUGGCUUAUUCAAAAAAUACUGACAAACCGGUUGUCCAUUAUGCUGACAAUGAAAGAAGUUCACUACAAUUUAUAACUGUUGAAUUUGUUAAUGAUCAAUUUUUUGAUCCAGUGGAAUCUGUUACACUGAAUGCAAAUAAAAAGACAAUAAGUUACCUGAUAAAAGAUUGCUCUUUUCAUCAUCGUCAUCACCAGGAUCAAUCCAAUGCAGCGUCAUCCAACGUUAAUCAGACACGAUUGGCUAAACGAUUUCUAGUUCGACUAGUAACCUCCUUCGGUGUCCCAUUAUCUCAUUGGUCAAUUGUCUAUGUCACACCGAAUUCCGACAUAAAACAAUGUGGCGCCUGUGAUUGUACAAUCGGUUAUCUAUCUGUUGAGAAUACUCCAAUUGGACAGCAUAUCAGUGAAUUAUACCUAUCGGUUAUCGAUUCAACCAGUGGUUAUUUUAUAUCCUUUAAUAACGACUAUAACAAUAAUAAUCCAAGGAUCAUCAUCAUCCAGUCAUUAUGGAUAUGCAGCCGAGGUGUCUGCUUCAACUCUUCUCAUUAUUGGUGCUUAUCAAACUCAGUUUAUUGUUAGUCUCAUUUAUCUGCCUAUAGUUUAUUUAUGCAUUGAAUUAUUUAUUAUGCAUUAUUGGUUCUCCUCGUCCACGACGACAACGACGACGGCUACGGGGAUGUCGACGGCGCCACGACGAAACAAUUGAAUACUUCAUCUUGGUUGGAAAAACGAAUAAAAGUGUAAAAUACUAUUCCAUUAUAUAGAGUAGUAGCAGUGUUAUCAUAUUUCCAUUUUCUGUUUUAUCUUUUAUUUGAUUUUCUUCUUUGCUGUCGACCUUCUACCCUGACCCUGCCCCGCCCCGACAGCAUUUCGUCUUCUUUUCUUUUAGUUUGUGUACAAUAAUUUGUAAAAUGUAGCCCACUUUUAGGUUUCUUAAUUUAUUAGAUUUUAUUUUCAUUUUUUUCCCCAUUUAAAUUGUUCAUCUACUUUUUAUUUUGAUGUCCUCAUGUGUGUUUGUGUGUGUGUGUGUGUGGGUAUAUCAAUGGAAUGAUGAAGGAGUGUGUAUGGACGACGUGACAAAGUGAAAAUAAAAAUACCUCACAUAUUAUGAUAAUCCGACUUUCAUUGUUUUUCAUUUUCCUUUUCCUAUUGCAUGUGAUU
Messenger RNA from Trichobilharzia szidati, 3435 nucleotides. The record is from the annotation of a GenBank genome assembly. Lineage: Eukaryota; Metazoa; Platyhelminthes; Trematoda; Strigeidida; Schistosomatidae.